AUGGCCACGACCAUUGCGGCAGAGACGCUCAAGCAGUAUCUGGCCGACAGCCCGCCCACCGUGGUCCCGCUCGUGAUCAAGCCGCACUUUGAGGCGCUGACCGACAAGGAGAAGCUCUAUGCGCACCACCUCUCUCUCGCCUGCUUCGCCGGGACGCGCAUCGUGCUCCGCCAGCUCUCGCCCGAGUCGGAGCCCAUCUACGACUUCAUCGUCGCCCUGCACAAGCACACCAAGGGCGACUACGAUGGGCUCGCCACCGACGCUGGGCUGUCACGUGACGAGCUCGACGCCUAUCUCGACUAUGCCGCGCAGUUCCUCGGCAACCUUGGCAACUUCAAGUCCUUUGGCGACUCCAAGUUCGUCCCGCGCCUCGAGCCCCGCCAGCUGAAGGCGCUGGCGACCACGUCCACAGAGGCGCUGGGCUAUUACGAGCAGUUCAAAGACGCCAUCUUCGCCGGCGACGAUCGGGCGAAGCUGCACCUGGGGUACCCCAGCGCGGGGCAUGUGUCGACGUACUACCCCGACUCGCCGACCAUCACCGAGGAGGACAUCACGGGCGUGAGCGGGUUCCUUGAGAACAAGGGGCUUCUGCCCGAGAACACGCGCAUCCGGAAGACGGGCGACGGGUUCGAGGUCCUGAUUGCCUCGGCGCUGGAGGAGCCGUCGCCGGCGCAGAGAGACGUGGAGGAGAGCGAGUGGACGCUGGACGAUGGGAGGAGCGUCAGGCUGGUGUUUGGCGACCACUCGCGCGAGAUGGAACUGAUCGCGCACCACAUCGAGCAGGCCAAAAAGUACGCGGCCAACGAUAACGAGGUCAAGAUGAUGGACGAGUACGCCAAGAGCUUCCGGACGGGCUCGCUGGAGGCGUUCAAGGAGAGCCAGCGCGCGUGGAUCAUGGACAAGGGCCCGACGGUCGAGUCGGAUAUUGGCUUCAUCGAGACGUACCGCGACCCGCACGGCAUCCGCGGCGAGUGGGAGGGCUUCGUGGCCAUGGUCAACAAGGAGCGCACCAAGGCCUUCUCCAAGCUGGUCGAGUGCGCGCCGCAGUACAUCCCCAAGCUGCCCUGGGGCAAGGAGUUUGAAAAGGACAAGUUCCUGAGCCCCGACUUCACGUCGCUCGAGGUGCUGACCUUUGCCGGCAGCGGCAUCCCCGCGGGCAUCAACAUCCCCAACUACGACGACAUCCGGCAGAACUUUGGCUUCAAGAACGUGUCCCUCGGCAACGUGCUCAGCGCCAAAGCCGCCAACGAGAAAAUCCCCUUUAUCAAAGACGCCCAGCAGGCCAUGUACAAAGCGAACGCCGACCAGGCUUUCGAGGUGCAGGUCGGCCUGCACGAACUCCUGGGCCACGGCUGUGGCAAGCUGCUGCAAGAAACCGCCCCCGGCGAAUUCAACUUCGACCCGGCCAACCCGCCCAUCUCGCCUAUCACGGGCGCGCCGAUCCGCACCUGGUACAAGCCGGGCCAGACGUGGGGCAGCGUGUUCGGCGCCAUAGCAGCAUCCUACGAGGAGUGCCGCGCGGAAUGCGUCGCCAUGGCGCUGAGCUGCGAAUUUCCAAUCCUAGCGCUCUUCGGCGUGGGUGACGGCACCGUGGACCUCGACGGGCCCGCGGGCGACAUGCUGCACACGGCGUAUCUGAGCAUGGCGCGCGCGGGCCUGGUGGCGCUCGAGUUCUGGGACCCGGCGACGCGCAAGUGGGGCCAGGCGCACAUGCAGGCGCGCUUCAGCAUCCUACGUACCUUUCUCGCUGCGGGCGUCGAGUUUGCGGAGCUCGAGUGGACGCGCGACGACCUGGGCGAUCUGACGAUCCGCAUCGAGCGCGGGCGCAUUCUGGAUCUGGGUCGCGCCGCAGUCGAGGACUAUCUGCAGCGGCUGCAUGUGUACAAGAGCACUGCGGACGUUGUGGCGGCGAGGAAGAUGUAUGAUGAUAUCACAGACGUUGAGCCGUUUUAUGAGAAUAGGGUUAGGCCUGCGGUGCUGGCGAGGAAGACGCCGAGGAAGGUGUUUGUGCAGGCCAACACUGUCGAGAGCGGGGGGAAGGUGGAGUUGCGCGAGUAUGCUGCAGAUGCGAGGGGCAUGGUUGCGAGCUAUGCUGAGAGGGAGUACGUCUGA
This is a messenger RNA of Didymella exigua CBS 183.55, 2112 nucleotides long. RefSeq names its product dipeptidyl-peptidase III. Gene Ontology annotation, molecular function: metalloexopeptidase activity; dipeptidyl-peptidase activity. The coding region runs from base 1 to 2112 and encodes 703 amino acids. Gene Ontology annotation, cellular component: cytoplasm. The transcript has 2 exons. The record is from RefSeq and is a predicted model, not a curated record. Gene Ontology annotation, biological process: proteolysis. Lineage: Eukaryota; Fungi; Ascomycota; Dothideomycetes; Pleosporales; Didymellaceae.